This is a messenger RNA of Actinia tenebrosa (Australian red waratah sea anemone), 648 nucleotides long. RefSeq lists its product as uncharacterized. NCBI's taxonomy places the organism in Eukaryota, Metazoa, Cnidaria, Anthozoa, Actiniaria, Actiniidae. The record is from RefSeq and is a predicted model, not a curated record.
CAGGCAAAAAUUUUCACUAAUCUGGUUUACAUAAUCAUAAUUGAGUCAUAUUAUCCUCAAAUACUUCACUAUUUUGGACUUUGAAAAACUGGGGCGUUUUCAUCCAAGUGCCCCUUUAACUAUUUACCAUGACGAACCUCAUAGCUAUCAAGACCAUGGACCUCAAGACAUCCCUCGCUCUUCUGUUCGUAGUUGUUUUUUGUGUCUUGAAUGCAACUACUUCUCCUGUCAACCAGGAAGGACUACGACAUGCGAAAGACGAAAAAAAGGAUGUCAUGGAAACCAAGCGUCAAGAGUGUCACAAGCUACACCAGCCCUGUACGCUUGGAGACUACAGCGCAUGCUCGGGAACCUGCAAUGGGAAGUAUAUGAUGUGUGGGGGCUCACAAAAUGCUGACGGCUCUUGGAAAUUCGCUUGUGUACUACAAGUAUUUAUACCGUGAUUUGACGCAGACUUUGGGGACUUUAUAAGACAUUUUUAUCGAGAAAACUUUGGGGACUUUGUAAGACAUUUUUAUCGAGGAAAAUAUGCUAUUUUAGCAUUGAGAUAAAUAAUCGAAUAAGGAACUGAUUAAGUAUGUUCAUGUUGUGUUGUAUUUUGAAUGAGUAAAUAAAUAAGAGAUUGAAAUAAAACUAAAACGCAAAUCA